AUGUCUGAUAAUAAUUGCUCGCUUCAGCUCGCAUGUUCACAAGUGAUUAUUCCGAACCUUGAAACUCCAUACCAAAAAUUCCCCAACACCGACCACUCUACCAUCGACCUUGAGGGCCAGAACGUUCUCGAUAUCAUCGCCCAGCGCCAGCAGCAGUUGGACGCAGUUUUGCACGAGAUCUCAGACCUGGGAACCAUAACAGAUGGAAUGAAAAAUAUUCAUCAGCAACUCGUUGAAAAGAAGGACAAGAUCACCCAGUCGAUGAAUUUCCACAAAGGGCUCCUAUCACCUUUGUGGCGCUUUCCAAAUGAACUCCUCUGA
Suillus subaureus is the source of this 321-nucleotide messenger RNA. RefSeq lists its product as uncharacterized. Lineage: Eukaryota; Fungi; Basidiomycota; Agaricomycetes; Boletales; Suillaceae. Bases 1 to 321 code for a protein of 106 amino acids. The record is from RefSeq and is a predicted model, not a curated record. The transcript has 2 exons.